ACGAUGGUGCUGGCCAGUGGUGGCCAGGAUGGCGCCAUCUGCCUCUGGGACGUGCUGACUGGCAGCAAGGUGAGCCACAUGUACGCCCACCGGGGGGAUGUCACCUCCCUCACCUGCACCACCUCCUGCGUCAUCAGCAGCGGCUUGGACGAUGUCAUCAGCAUCUGGGACCGAAGCUCGGGGAUCAAACUGUACUCCAUCCAGCAGGAGAUGGGCUGUGGCGCCAGCCUGGGCGUCAUCUCGGACAACCUGCUGGUGACAGGUGGUCAGGGCUGUGUGUCCUUCUGGGACAUUGGCUUGCAGACAGUGUACCUGGGCAAGAGCAACGAGUCGCAGCCGGCGCGGCAGAUCCUGGUGCUGGACAAUGCUGCCAUCGUCUGCAACUUCGGCAGCGAGCUCAGCCUGGUCUAUGUGCCCUCCGUGCUGGAGAAGCUGGACUGA
Acanthisitta chloris (rifleman) is the source of this 441-nucleotide messenger RNA. RefSeq names its product sterol regulatory element-binding protein cleavage-activating protein-like. Gene Ontology annotation, biological process: SREBP signaling pathway. Gene Ontology annotation, cellular component: Golgi membrane; endoplasmic reticulum membrane. The record is from RefSeq and is a predicted model, not a curated record. NCBI's taxonomy places the organism in Eukaryota, Metazoa, Chordata, Aves, Passeriformes, Acanthisittidae. The transcript has 2 exons. Gene Ontology annotation, molecular function: sterol binding; protein binding. The annotation marks the transcript as partial.